Messenger RNA from Ficedula albicollis (Collared flycatcher), 996 nucleotides. RefSeq names its product potassium voltage-gated channel subfamily E regulatory subunit 3 (gene KCNE3). The transcript is spliced from 2 exons. Gene Ontology annotation, biological process: regulation of heart rate by cardiac conduction; ventricular cardiac muscle cell action potential; membrane repolarization during action potential. Gene Ontology annotation, molecular function: delayed rectifier potassium channel activity; voltage-gated potassium channel activity involved in ventricular cardiac muscle cell action potential repolarization; potassium channel regulator activity. Gene Ontology annotation, cellular component: membrane. The record is from RefSeq and is a predicted model, not a curated record. The coding region runs from base 98 to 385 and encodes 95 amino acids. NCBI's taxonomy places the organism in Eukaryota, Metazoa, Chordata, Aves, Passeriformes, Muscicapidae.
GGCGCUCCCAGUCCGGCCGGCAUCCCUCCCCGCCGGCCGCGAUGCUCAGUCCCGGCUCAGCCUGGCAGCAGGGAGGGCACACCAGCCUGCGGAGGGCAUGGGCGACAGCAACCGGACGGAGGCCUGGCAGCAAAGCCUGCAGGCAGUGCUGACCGCCCUGAACCAGAGCCUGCAGGGGGCCGUGCCCUGCCCCGGCCAGCCCCCGCGCGGCGCCCGCGCCGGCCACGGCCGCAACGACAACGCCUACAUGUACAUCCUGUUCGUCAUGACGCUCUUCGCCGCCACCGUGGGCAGCCUCAUCCUGGGCUACACCCGCUCCCGCAAGGUGGACAAGCGCAGCGACCCCUACCACGUCUACAUCAAGAACAGGGUCUCCAUGAUCUGAGCCUGGCCCGCGCCUCGGCCCCGGCAGCGCCGGGCUCGGGGUCACCGUGCUCUGCACACCCCGCUCGCUGUGGGAUGUGACGGUGCUGCUGGCCCCAGAGCUGCUGGGAGCCCCCAGAGCUGCUGGGAGCCCCUGCCAUGGAGGAGCUCAGUCCUGGUGGAGCAGCGCCGGGACGUCCUGGCUGGCAGGAGCCGGAAGAAUGUGACCUGCAAGCAGGUCCUGUUCCUGCAGACCCACCCCGGCUCCCCCGCGGGCUCCUUUCCCACCGUGGCCUUUGGGGGCUGGCAGGAGCCUUCAAGGACAAUAUUUCCCCACUUCCCCACUCAGAUCAGCCGGCGUUGACCUCCCUGGGCUCCCAGCAGCUGUGACAGCGGUCAGCGGGUUUUUCCGCUGCUGAAACCCUGUAAUGUUUGAGCCCAGACCCCCGGGCCGGGCCCCGCUUUUCUGGCAGGGAAUUAAAGGAGGUGGUGGGUUCCAGGGGACUUGUGUUUGCCUCUCCUCCGAGCGAAGCUGGUGUUCGGGGCACUCCGUGGGGCACCGCUCCGUGCCGGAGCCCCGGGGAUGCUGAAAGGGCUGAACCUGUGUGCCGCCAAGGUGGAUCCAAGGGCAGC